CUUUGGCAGCAGACCAGUACAGCAGCAGAGGGCAGUCAAACGAUUUUGAUAUCAAAGGUUUUGUCCAGAAUGCAAACCUUGGAAACUUGGUGCGCUCUUCUCUUGAUCCUCUUAUGUGUCCAUGCAGAUGUUGUAGAACGCUUUGAGGAUGUACCAGAGUGCAUGAGUUACUUCUAUAAAGAGAAGGUGCCAGAAUGGGGAGUUUCUACAAUUGGUGCUGCCCAUCUCUGCCAGCGAUUUGUCAACAGGUACCACUUCGCCACCCUAUAUGACACCAACCACCGCAUUGCGGUCUACUCUGCAUAUCAGUUCCAGCCCAGCAGUGGAGGUGGCAGAGAGACAAGGUGGUUUGUAGAGCCUCAGCUGGUUAACAUUUCCUGGCAAGCAGAGAUGAAGGAUGACUACCGGCUGGGGCAAGACCACCCUGGUGUCUACCUAGGAAAGCGACAGGCUCUGAAUGAGGAUUACACCAACUCUGGCUUUGACCGUGGUCACCUCAACCCCAAUGGACAUCAUGCAGUACCUAGCCGCAACGCCACUUUCACCCUGACUAAUGUGGUUCCUCAGAACCCAAAGCUGAACCAGAAUGCCUGGAGGAUCCACGAGUCCCAGCUUGCUGACCUAUUCCAGGACAAGUGCUCUAAGGCCUAUGUGCUGGUUGGUGCCAUUCCCUCUGCAGACAAUUGGAUUGUCAAAAACAAUGUGAAUCGUGUCAACAUCCCUGAUUACCUGUGGAAUGCCUACUGCUGUGUGGACAACAAUGACAGGCCCAUUCAGAGUGGCGGUGCCACAGCAAGGAAUACAGAGGACAACUGGGUAGAGAAGCUCACUCUGGAUGAACUGGGAGAAUUCUUACAGCAGUUUUCCAGUCGACCAGUAGGGGAGCUGUUUCACAAGAACUGCAGGGCAUAA
This is a messenger RNA of Monopterus albus (swamp eel), 912 nucleotides long. Its product is annotated as endonuclease domain-containing 1 protein. The transcript is spliced from 6 exons. The record is from RefSeq and is a predicted model, not a curated record. Gene Ontology annotation, molecular function: nucleic acid binding; metal ion binding; hydrolase activity. Lineage: Eukaryota; Metazoa; Chordata; Actinopteri; Synbranchiformes; Synbranchidae. The coding region runs from base 70 to 912 and encodes 280 amino acids.